This is a messenger RNA of Geosmithia morbida, 1269 nucleotides long. Its product is annotated as (MFS) transporter. Gene Ontology annotation, molecular function: transmembrane transporter activity. The transcript has 5 exons. Gene Ontology annotation, biological process: transmembrane transport. Bases 1 to 1269 code for a protein of 422 amino acids. NCBI's taxonomy places the organism in Eukaryota, Fungi, Ascomycota, Sordariomycetes, Hypocreales, Bionectriaceae. The record is from RefSeq and is a predicted model, not a curated record.
AUGAUCUGGGCCCCGUAUGCGACCACCAAGGCUCAGUGGAUCGCCAACAAGGUCCUCCAGGGAUUUGUGGGAGCUCCUAUCGAAUCUCUCUGCGAGAUCUCAGUCUCUGACGUUUACUUUACCCAUGAGAGGGGGACUUACCUAGGUGUCUAUUCAUUUGCUCUUCUGGGCAGCAACUUCUUUGCUCCCCUUAUUUCUGGCUUUAUCAAUGACGGCCAGGGGUGGAAAUGGGUCUUGUUCUGGUGCGCCAUAUUCUGCGGCGGUGGCUUCAUCAUCUGUUUCCUCUUCAUGGAAGAAACCAAUUAUAUUCGUGCGCCGUUGAUCGUGACCGAGGCCGAAGAGUGCCGGGGGGGAGACGAGGCGGCUGGUGGCGCCGCGGCAGAAACAAAGGACACCGCAGGAGGGGAGAAGGAGACGAAGCAGACGGCGGCCUCCCCGUGCAGCGGAUCAGACGUGGAGGGCAACACAGAGGCGCUCCCCCUGCGCUCGACAAAGACUUGGCGGCAGAAGAUGAGGCUCUACGCAUCCGAGCACGGCGCGACCAACUCGCAGAUCCUAGGCAUGGUCACCCGCCCGCUAGUCCUCUUUACGUUCCCCGCCGUCCUCUUCUCCGGCUUCAUGUACGGUUCCGUGCUGUGCUACUUCAAUGUCCUCAACGGCACCGCAUCGCUCGUCUUGUCCGAGCCCCCGUACAGCUUCUCGUCCAGUAUGGUCGGGCUCACGUAUAUUUCCUGCAUCGCAGGCACCGUCAUCGGGACCCUCUACUCCGGUAUACUUGGCGACAGGCUGCUCCUGUGGAAGGCCCGACGCAACCGUGGCGUCAUGGAGGCCGAGCACCGCCUGUGGCUCUACGCCAGCCUCCUCGUCGCCACCCCCGCAGGGCUUAUCCUCUGGGGCGUCGGGGCCGCUCACGAGGUGCACUGGUUCGGCCCCGUCUUCGCCAUGGCCAUGCUUGGCGCAUCCUGCGUCGUCGGGUGCCAGGUGCCCAUCGCGUACUGCAUCGACGCCUACAAGGACCUCAGCGCUGACGCCAUGGUGACGGUCAUCUGCAUACGGAACACCAUGAGCUUUGCCAUAGGAUAUGGAAUAACGCCUUGGGUGACCAACAUGGGCUACCAGAAUGCCUUCAUCGUAUGCGCCUUCGCGAGUCUGGCACAGCUAUCUCUAUUCCUGGUCUUCAUCAAGUGGGGGAAGAGGUUGCGUGAGGCCAGCAGGCCGAGGUACCUGAAGUUUCUCGAGGACGUGGAGAAGGAGGGCAACUCCCAUUAG